UUUUUUUUUUUUUUUUACUCUUUUAAAAUAUUUUAUUCCAAGUUAUUAUAAAUGGUUGCUGAUAAAUUCGAUUCUAUUAAAGUUGGUACAGGCGAAGACCUUGUUACUUUAACUCGUUGGGUUAUUGCUCAACAACAGGAAGCUCCUGAAGCUACAGGUGAUCUUACUUUACUAUUGACAGCGAUUCAAUUCGGUUGUAAAUUCGUUGCAUCUAAAGUAAGACAGGCUGGUCUAGUCAACUUGUUAGGAUUGACGGGCACAGCUAAUGUUCAAGGUGAAGAUGUGAAGAAAUUAGAUGUAUUAGCAAAUGAUAUCUUCCGUAAUGCUUUAAUUGGUUCUGGUAAAGCAUGUUUACUUGUAUCUGAAGAAGAUGAAAAUGCUAUGAUUAUUGAAAAUCCUGAACAAAGAGGCAAAUAUGUUGUUACCUUUGAUCCUCUUGAUGGAUCUUCAAAUAUUGAUUGUGGUGUUUCUAUUGGUACUAUCUUUGGUAUUUUUAAAGUGAAAGAUGCCGAUAACCCAAGUAUUAAAGAUUGUAUUCGUAAUGGACGUGAGUUAAUUGCUGCUGGUUAUUGUAUGUACGGUUCUUAUUGUGAAAUGAUUUUGUCUGUCGGUAAUGGUGUAAAUGGCUUCACAUUAGAUCCUUCUAUUGGUGAAUUUAUUAUGACACAUCCAAAGAUCGUCAUUCCUCCUCGUGGUAAGAUUUACUCUGUUAAUGAAGGCAAUUACAAAUACUUUGAUGAACCAAGUAAGAAAUAUGUGGAUAAAGUCAAACAGAAAUAUAGCGCUCGUUAUGUAGGUUCUAUGGUAUCCGAUAUUCAUCGAACUUUAUUAUAUGGUGGCAUCUUUGGUUAUCCUGCUGACUCAAAGUCAAAGAAAGGAAAACUUCGUAUUCUCUAUGAAGUCUUCCCAAUGUCUUAUUUGAUUGAACAAGCAGGUGGCAAGGCUACAACAGGUACAAAAAAUUGCUUGGAUUUAGUUCCUGAACAUAUUCAUGAUCGUUCAGGUAUAUGGCUUGGCUCAAAGGAAGAUGUUGAAGAAUUGGAAUCAUUUUAUAAAAAAUAAAAAAUAAAUAGUGUAUCAUAUUAUUAUUUCUUUGUGUAACUGAAUGAAACAUCAUCUCAUUACUUUCACACGCCUACUUUUAUGAAACAAAGGGUAUUCAUUUUAAUUAAUUUCCAGAGCUAUUUUUAUCUCAAUACUAUAGUUCGUCCUUUGCAGCAACGAUUGAUCUUUAUUCUUAAUAAAGUCCUUCCAUUA
This is a messenger RNA of Cokeromyces recurvatus, 1257 nucleotides long. RefSeq names its product fructose-1,6-bisphosphatase. NCBI's taxonomy places the organism in Eukaryota, Fungi, Mucoromycota, Mucoromycetes, Mucorales, Mucoraceae. The coding region runs from base 52 to 1062 and encodes 336 amino acids. Gene Ontology annotation, molecular function: fructose 1,6-bisphosphate 1-phosphatase activity. The record is from RefSeq and is a predicted model, not a curated record. The transcript is spliced from 7 exons. Gene Ontology annotation, cellular component: cytoplasm; cytosol. Gene Ontology annotation, biological process: fructose metabolic process; fructose 6-phosphate metabolic process; sucrose biosynthetic process.